UCUUGCAACUAAUCAAGCAUCGAGAAUUUGCUCUCUGCGUUGUAGCGAGAGGUGGGCGAGGGCGCGUCAGACAUGUUGCAAGAGUAAUCGAUACUGUUGUGCAUGUUUCCUUGAUGUUGGGUUUACUCGUUCAAGCUGUUACUGAAAUUCCUCGUGUCGCCGGGGUCAUGUGAAGCUGCCAUGGUCUUCUGUGGCUGCCUCCUGAUUCCGAACACCCGCACCUCGAAUCAUGACCUUCAUGCUGAAGAAGAAAAAGUACAAGUUUCAGGUUGACAUUCGUAUCGAAGAGCUGACUGCUGUACCAUUCGUCAAUGCAAUCCUUUUCGCCAAGAUCCGUCUCCUCGACGGAGGAAGCUUCUCGGAGACGUCGUCGAGAGAGGAGGUUUGCAACCACUGCGUGAAAUGGGAUUCCAAGUUCGUCUUCACAUGCAAGAUGAGCGCCAACGCCAACACUGGGGAGUUGGACCCCUGUAUCUGCCGAAUUUCCAUCAGAAAGGAGGUCAAGGGAGGCAGGUCCUUCCAGAAGCUGGGCUUUGCAGACCUCAACCUGGUGGAGUUUGCCGGUGCAGGUCUCUGCUCACGGCGGUACUUGCUCGAGGGUUACGAUGCCAAGCACCGCCAAGACAACUCCAUCCUGCAGUUGUCACUCAGCAUGACUCUUCUAUCUGGAGAUCCCUGCUUCAAGGCUCCCACGCUGCUGCCGUGCCCUGCACCCAGUGAGCAGCAGCCCAGUGAGCUGCACGUAGCGGCCCCCAAGGUGGAUGACCACAGUGGCAGCAGCAUUGCAAGCAGCAGCAGUGGCUUUGGCAGCCUGCCUCGUAAGCAGCGACCUACCAUAGGCAGCACAUCUGCAGAAGGAGGCAAUGGUGGCGUGGGAUGCCCAGAGCCAGGUGAGCCCAGGCGGGAGGAGGACUUUGAACAGUGCCACUCACGCAAUUCGAGCUAUCACAGCCAACACUCUCGUGGCUCUGGCUAUGGCAGCCUCCAGUCACACUCGCGGCAAGGUAGCUCUGAGUCUGGACAUGUCAGGAACCUGAGCUCUGGUUCGAGCUAUAGCGACACAUUCCCAGGAUCCCUGAAACCUCCAGAUCGAAAGCGCCCCAUCAGCAAGGUACAGAACUUGCUUUAUAAACAGAUCACUGAGGAACAUCGCAUGGACUCGACACGUGUCAAUGCUGACCAGCUCAUUGAGGAUCUCAUCCGCGACACAAACCUCGAGGCAGAGCCUACCGAGGGCCAAGGGCUGCAGCUCUUCAUAGGAAAGGAUGGAGUACCGGCUCUCAAGACUGGCACUUCAAGCAGCCUCAAAACCACCACCUCAUGUGAUUGAGCUCUCUUUGUGCAGCAGCCUUCUCCAACCCUCUGUGAGCUGUACAUCUUUCAAUGUCGUCAUUCUUUCUCACUGUCUUGGCCCCUUUCUUUUCCCCGCCCCUUCAUACCUGUGAAACCUGCCUUGCUUUAUCUCCACUUGGGAAUGUGCCUCCAACAUUUCCUCAGACUUUGUUGUAGGAACUUUGCUUGGUUUCCUUCUCUUUCUCUGUAUGUAUUUGCUGAAUUUGUUUCUCUUCUUUCAAGCACUGUUGGCUUGUUCUGCCCACAACCACCGUUGUGACUAGUUUAGCUUCGCUUACUUCCUGGCAGGAGAUUCAAACUCUGAAAUAUAAUUUGAAGAAGUGUGACAGGCCACUGCUGAUGGAGCAGCAUUGCCAGGACCACACUUGGGCGCUUUCCUUAUGGAUCUAAGCAGGACACAGCAUGGGCUGUUGCUCUUAGAAGUCCCCUUCUUCACUAGCAACCCUCUUGCAUCUUCUCCCUUCUGUUGUACUUCUUACUCUGGGUUGUCUUGUUCUUUAGAAAAUUUCUUGGGAUUUGCUUCUUUCCUGUGAAAUCCUAUUCACUGAGAGCCUUUUUGCUUCACAACUGCAGACACUGCUGGCACAGCCCAGCUUUAUACCAUGACAUUGCAGGGUGUGACAAGAGUAACAAAGUAACUUUUAGAACAAAGAGACAAGAGUAAACUUGAAAUUAAAAAAAAGAAAUAUCCUGCUUUGGUUUAUUUGGCCAGAAGCUGUCCCAACCCUUAUACUGCAAGGAAAAAAAAUUUUAACUGCUCUUUUAAACAUCAAGAUAACAUAAUUGUUCACUACAUAUUCUGCAGGUGCUCUUAUGUGCAUGAAUAAAUUCUAGAAAACUUAUUUUAAUUGGUAGCUGAUCACAAGUAGCCAAAUAGAGCAACCUGGGGGGCUAUUCUGUAAGUGUCCACCUAGUGGACAUGUCCAUUUCGUCUGCUGCUGAAGUUCUGAUUGGCUGGCCUGGGGUACGCACCAGAAGGAGGCUGGAGCUUUCAGCCAAUCAGCACUUCUGCAGCAGAUGAAGUGGGCAUGUCCAGUAGGUUGAUAUUUACAGAAUAUCCCCCCUGCCCUGUUAUCACUCCUAACAAUUCUUUUGUAUACACAAGUGCGUGUGCCAAUGCACAGUGCCUCUACCUAAUAUUGAUUCAUCUUUAUAACUACAGCAGGUGAUAAGAAUGAGCUAAAAUUGCAGCAGGUUUAAGAAUGUCUGUGCUAUAGUUUAGUUUAAUUUUGUUCUCCUUUGUACAUUCAUUGGGUUGCCAAACCUGCUAACAGAAGCUUUGGAAAAGAAAUUGUCACAUUCUUAGCACUGCACUAAGCUAAAAUUCAGAGACAUAGGUUCUCAAUUUCUUUUCUUUUUUUUUUUUCCCUUCCUUCCUCUCAGGUUUUUUCCUGAGGACUUGUGUGUAUAAGAUUGAAAAGCACUGAAGGCUUUUAUACAGAUUUGCAAUUUUCCUGCUGUUGCACUUAAGCAAACAGGCUGCUGUGUGGAUGCAUAUAUCAGGAUGUCCCCGAGACCUCAGACUAAGAUAUUUCAAAUUUUUCUUGCCCGAUGGAAGGCAGCAGGUAGCACCUUCUCAUUCUGUGCUCAUUUAGGCAUUUCAAGUGUUUCCGAGAGUACCAUUUCAAGAUUGGCCUGGUUAUCUCAUGUUUCUUUAGUUGCUCCAUCCUAGCUGCUGCCCGAUCGUGAUCAGGACAUAAUUUGCGCAAUCUGCAGUGCAAAUAUAGGCUGUUGAAUUUUCAUGUCACAUGCACUGUCCUGAUUACAUUGCUUUUUUCCCCUCAUUACAAUUUUUUUUCCCCUCAUGCUGGAGUCCCCUUUCUCUAUUUCCAAGUUUUCUGUUAUUCUUUCUGCUUUCUAUGUGAAUUCAACUUUUGAAAGCAAGAUACCGUUUUGUAGUGACUUCUAAGUGGUGUUUAACAAUUCAGAGGACCGUUGGAGAUAAUGUUUUAUGACUGACUCCUUGUUUUCUAUCUCCCACUUUUUGUUGGGCUUUUUUUAUUUACCUUGUGUCUAAGAAUGUCUUGUCACUGUUAUUUAUUCCAAGUCCCUGCAAAGACAAGUGGGUAAAAAGCAGGUAUGCUGUUAGAGAGUCUGUCUUACUAUUUAGGUGCGGUAGCUCUGAAUUAUGGUUACCCAAUUCUAACGUUUCCUUAUAUUGCACCCUAUAUUCCACCUGUUGGAUGUGCUUUUAGUCUGUGCUUAAAACUUCAAAUUCUUCUUUUCUGGUCCCUCUUUUUUUCUUCUUUUAAUUUAAGGCUAGUACGACUUUUGAGCAAAUUUCAGGUAAUGGUUAUCGUGACAAUAAGCUCGCUUGCUUGUGCAUUCUUCAAAAUGUGCAAGAAAGCAAGUGUGCAGGAUUUGUCAUUUCCACAUGCUUUUCUACCCAGCCAUUGUUUUCAUUCUUGUACUGUUUGUUUCUCUCUUUUCUGGGGUUACUGCAUUUUGUGAAGAUAUAAGAAUUUGAGUGUAUAUUGUGCUUCAACUUGCACGGUACAUAGCACUAAUAUAAGGCAGUGAAAAAACAAUGUUGAAUGAAAGCUUUUGAACGCAUGGACCAAGUGUUACUAGAAUGAAUGAUUGUAUUUCUUGCAUAUUUGCCUGUGUGUGUGCAUGUAUAAAAUUUGACAGAAUGUGUGUGCCUUGUCAAGUAAUACCUGUCAGUGUUCUGUGCGUUCUGUGCUUGUUGUCAGAAUGCACUAUGCCUCCACUUACUAAUGCUUGCCUGGCUUCAAGAACUGCAUUCUGCUAUGUUUCACUGCUUAGCUCCCACUUUUGCAUGGCUGUGAACAUUUCCUCCAUAGAAUGAAUGUCCUUCCUCCUUCUUUUAGCAACUGCUUUCCUUUUGUUCUUCUCCAUCACCUUUGCUUUGCUCAGUUGUUGAGACCAAAUGUGUGCCUUCAAGUUGCUUUAUAUGAACGCUCUAGAAUGGUUGUUCUUGAAUGGAAGGGCAUGCUGAGCCAUCUUCUCGCAUCUGCCCAAUGAGCUGUUGUGGUAGAGUCUUUCUUUAAUGUGAGGGAGCUUUCUUCCUUUUUUCUCGAUGCACAUUUUCUCUAAAGAAAAGGACAUAUUUAUGAGAGUCUUUGUUUUGUGUAGUGUGUAUUUAUAGCCUUUCUCUAGCAGCUUUAGAUGUUGAAUGUUGUGCUUUAGACAUUGGUUUACGUUGGCAUACGAGUGAGAACUGGCUUCUUUGAAGUUGUGUAUCUAGAGCACAUUCUUACUUCGUUACCACUGCUAACAUGCUGAUAAAAAUAAAAGCUCAGGGAAAUUUCGGACAUGAAAGCAUUAAUCUCGAUACUUGGGCAGCAAGAAAGAGGUAAAGUUAAUGCAGUCAUAUAGGUGAGACUGCUGUUGGCUUCUGCUUAAAGACAAAAAAAAAAAAAAAAAACGUUUUUCCUUUGUGCUUUGAGAGGUACAAAAUGAAGUUAACAAGACCUGGUUUCCUCUGUCUAUUCUGAAUGUCUUCCCCCCACUUUAUAUUGGGGAUUGUGAGAGACUGUAUGUGGUUUUGUUUUUGCUCUAUUCUUUGUCUUAGUGCAGUAGGAAACAUGACAAGCGCAUGUUUGAUAGAAUAUCAAGUAAUAUGUAGUAACCGCACUCUCCUUGUUCUAUUGCUGCAGACAUUCUAAAUUCUUGUUGUUACUGAUGAGCUAGCCACAGUUUAAAAUAGGUCUCACUUCGCAUUAGGUUUCCCACAAGCAGCACAAUUCUCAGCACACAGUAGCAUUACCUGCUUUCAAGCGAUAUGUCAUUUCUUUAACCAUGUCUGGAGCAAGCAGUUCCUCUUUUUUUGUGUGUGUGUCGGUGUGUGUGUGUGUGUUUUUGGUCAAGAGCAACAAGUGUGUUGUCUUGAAAGAAGUGGAAUGUAUGUGCCAUGAGUGACGCUAAAGUAUAAUUUAUGCUUUGGUUUUUAAUAUGGUGUGUGUUCGUUGCGGCAUGGAGAAUGCCUGCUUUCUCCCUCUUGGUUGUUGGGUUAAAGUACACAGACUGAGGGGUAGGAAUGCAAAGGAAAUGUGGCUGUGACUGCAUGAGGAACCUUCUUUUUGUUUGCUUGUGUUGAAGUUAAAUUGCUAUUGCAUGGCAUCCAAAGCACUCUAGUGCAUUCGGUUUAUAGCUAUAUAUAUGAAAAAACUCAAGGCCAUGUGUAUCUUUUUUGAUUUGCAUAAUCUUGAAAAGUAAUUUUUUUAAGUGAAAAAUUAUUGGCAAGCUGAAUCGACAAUUAUUGGCCGAAUGCACAGUGCCUUUCCUGGCAUUUCUACCUCUCAUUAGCAACUACUCUUCCCAUUGAACAGAGAGCAUUUCUUGAAUGGUUUCAUGUGUGUGUAGAACUUGGGAGAAACUUUCUGAAGGAUGUAAUAAUUGUGCUAAAAUGGAAGCAUAGAGCCGGCCUUUUGCUUCCGUUUUGCCUUCCCCUUUCUUCCUGGCGCCUUCCACUGGAAUGCAUGUGACCUUGCUGUGGCACGAGUGUUGUGUGUGGACCACACAGUUGUCAGAUAGACACACACUAUGCUCAGCUCCUUACUUGUUAGUCAAUGCCAUUAAAUACUGCUGCGGAUUAAUUUGUCUUGCAGUGUAUGUAGCCAGCUUUGUAGCAUUGGUGUUCUUUCAACAGAGUUGUAAGUUUGCACAUACCAGUGGCUUAUUCUUAGGCCACUGGUGCAGCUUCGGAGUGGCGCAGCAAAACCACCCUGCAGAGGCUGCCUGGUGCUGAUCAGAUUGUAUGAGCAGCCAGCAUCACAGAAUGUUGCAGGCAAACUGGCACUAGUGACAGUAAGAUGUGGAGUUGCAUAGUUGUCAUAAAAUGAACACAAAUCAAACAACGGCUAACUGAUGUGCUGAAGCUAAUUUAAUGAACCUUUCCAGAUUAGCCACUCGUGUCCCCACUUUGUUCUCCCACUUUAAUAUCUUAAUUGGCAAAAGUGAACUUUUAUUUACAUGUUUUUUUAGGCACUUAGUGGCAAAACACUUCAUCAUGGCACCUUCAUCGUUGGUUUUAAACUGAUUUCAUAUGUAAACUUCCUGCAUCAUCACUAAAAUUUGAGUGUCACACUUCAUUGCACGUGUGCAUUGAGUGAGUAGCUUGACUUAAUGUGCUUGGUUACCAACUUACUAGGUGCCAUCAGUUCAGAAAGCCUGCUGUGCUACUCCGAAGGCAGUCAGUAGUCCUUGUGUUAUGCGAACAACCAGCUUAAGAACCUGCAGUUUCUAGUCAUUCCCAUUGCACCUGUGUUGAAGUGUGGUUUGGAAAGGCAUAAAUGCUGUCUUGCUACCUCUCUAAUUUCUUAUCAGCUGCAAUUUGAAAAAAAAAUCACUGUCAUUGAAGUUAUUGUGACCAGAUUGUAAUGCAUUCUUGCGCAAAUUUCUCAUCCAUGCCACAUGUUUUUUCACUUAGUAAAAUAAUUGCAGUGUUUUUGAAAGUUUAGCAAUUGAUUCUUGCAACUGUUUUGUAAAUUUUUUGCAACUUGCAUGAAAAUCCUAAUACCAAGUAGGCCAUUUGUCUCCUCAUUAAUUUCCCAAUGAAGUUGUGUGUUUGCAGUGGGAAAAAAAAAAACUUAUUUGAGGGCUUGCUUUAGUUAUUUAACCAUUUCUAAAUGCCAGUAAUGUUGCGGAAACUCAAGAAAUCAACUGCCAAGGUGUCUGAAAUAUCAGCUUUCUUUUAACAGCAGCCGAAAUAACCAAGAUUUUUGUUAUCCCUUCUAUAAGAACUCCAUAAUGUUAUAGUAAAUGCCGUAAUUUCCCCAAUCCUUUUUAAAAAUAGAUUUGUUACUACCUGUGAUGUACACUAUCGUUUUCAGCUAAUCCAUUAUUAUCAAUCAGUGCAGUCAUUAUUCACCUGUAAUAUGCAAUUUUUUUGUUUUAUUGGAGCAGGUGUAAUGUCCGCUGCUUUUUUUCUUUUUUUUUUCCUCUAGACAGUGUGUGGCAGAUAUUUUGCCACUAGCAUUGAAUCGUAAUGAAAAGUUUUCUGUUUCUGCACAUCAGGGUCAUUGUAAGAUUUGUGAUCAAGGAAAGUUUAAGGUGCAUUUUAUCCCCAUUGAAAUGUGAAGAUUGUUGUAGUACAAAAGAUAUUUGGGCAAAUGGACGUAUUCGUGAGCAGAGCACUAGUGAAUAAUUUAUGACAUUUCUGAAUUUUUGCUCUUUUCUCUGCCCCCAAGUUUUUUGCCACUUUGUUUUCAUGUUUUUCCUGAAUGUGCAUGCCAAAUAAAUUGACAGAAUUCUGUCAUGUUGCGUUUUGACCGUUGGGCACUCACGCAGCUUAAACCAAAGCAUGCCAGUCAGCACGGCAUUCCCUUUGGCACUUGUGUUGUAUGCUGAGGCAAAACUUGUUGCAUGCAUACUAUUCAGUGGUAUUCCAUAACUUUAUUCUGUUACGCAAAGUGGAAGAUUUCACUGCUGUAUUUUGCCCAGUUUACCUAUUAGAUUUCUCCUAGUCUGGUGUGGGAAUACAGGCAAUUAGCAGUAAAUGGAGGGCUACAACAGACUGCCAGCUCGAAUUGUAGCCAAAGUCUUUUGGCACUGACUACAGGCUGCUCCAACUGGAGCUUCAGUAACCCUUGGUGCUGAUUACCAGGCUGGCUGUUGUACAGCUUUUGCCUUGCAUAGUAAUAUUUAGUCUUAUGUCUAUAGUCACUGUUUUCCAUCUGCAUUAAUAUUGUUUUUUUCUUUUGCAGCUGUGUCAAACAACUUUGAUAAACUAGUAGUUAUCUGAAGAUUUUAGUUCGCUUUUGUGCUAGGUAGAUCCCUCAAAAUAUUAUUUCAGAUACUUUAAAGGGCUCGAGAUUUUCUAGUGAGCACUCCCCUACCUGAAGACAUGACCAACAAUAGCUUCACAGGUGCCACUAAGAAAAGCAGUGGGCAUAUAUAAUGCUCUGAUAGGCAUGAGCAAUGAUUUGCAAUAGAAUCUCGGUGAUACGAAUCUCUCGGGACGGCGAAAAAUAUUCGUAUAACUCGGAACGUAAAAAAAAAGAGGGGGGGGGGAAAAACGGGAGAAGCUGCAAUGAAAUGACUGCUCAAAAGAAUUAAAAAAAAUUUUUUUCUGCAAUCCUGGGAUCUUCUUUUAUCCCAUGGCAAAAUAUUAUGAAUACCCAGCCGGAUUUGAGAAAAUUGCACUUUAGGUGUGUUUAUAUUUGAGCUCAACUAGGGCUUCAGGAUCCGUUUUCGCACCGCUGAUCGCCGUUUUCGCACAGCCGCCAUCUUGGUGUUGCUGUAAAUAGGAGAGAUCGGAAUUACAGGUAGCCGUAGUGCCGUAUUUCUCCACGCAGAAGUAAAAGCAACAAAAGCUAGCGCGAAAAAAAAAAGGGGGGGGGGGGGAAUUGGAAACGCGAUUCGUAAUUGCAGCUACAUGUGCGCAGUCCACGCAGCUAUAGGUUUACGCGAAUUUGAAUCAUUGGCGUGCUUGUUUCGUGCACAUUUUGGCAGCAGCGAGCUGCGCACUUCGCGUGUUCCGAGGUCGACGUUUCAAGAUCCGCCUGUUAAUCGCGAGUUUCUUUUGCUGCAUCCUAGCUGCUGCCUGAUGGUGAUGACAUGGUUUACGCAAAAUAAAGGAAUCUGGGCCGGUAUUUUGUAGCGAUGCCUUAUGACUUUUCUAUACCAGUCUUAUCAUCCACCGCUCACGGCCGGCUGUUCCCGUUAAUAACGCGAGCGGACCGUUGCGCUGACCACUGACAAAGCGCGAUAAGGCAUUAUUACCGGAAAGGCAUCGCUGCAAAAUACCGGCCCUGUUUACUUUUCUUUGUGGCGGCGAAGCUCCUUAUCGUUUGAUCUGACUGCUGCAAAGCUAGCAAAGUUUCGAAUUGUCAUCGGGCGCCGAAGACGACGGAAGGAGUGGAAUACAGAGAUAAGGCAUUUGAUGAGGGUGGACCGCUGCCUAUCGAAGCGAAUGCCGCUGAUCUUGCCGACGCGGCAAAAUUAGGUCGCGUGCUAUUGCUGGCUCUCCUGUUUGAGCAGCGCCUCUAUUUUUUCAAUGCCAGACAGAUGCGGCCGAUCCAACGGUUCACCACCCUCCCCGAUCACCCUUUCCUACUCUCUCCCGUUGGCUAGCGCUCGCGCCCGCUUUACGGUCGUGGGGGAGAGUACCAGUACCCUCUGGGUGGCGCCUCACGACUGAAGUCGGAGGAAGUAAUCCUGACAGACGCGUGAAGCGUCUACCGCAUCUCCAGAACGGCAGCGGCGCGCGCUCAGUGGCUCAGACGCACGCGUAACGCAACAGUCGUAGCGUGACGCAAGCAGUCGUACCUGAAGCCCCUAUAUAGUAAAAGUACCGCCAUCUACUCUUUCCUCCGCCGUCUCCUUUCCUAAAUAAAGCGCUUGUUUUUUUUUUUUCUUUACUUUUUGCUUGCGAAAGCAAGUCGUCGGUGGCACCCCUAGAAAGUCCACGUUGAAGCUUUCUGGCCGGGCGCGCGCUGCCGCCGACGACUGCGGCUGCGCAGAGUGACUUUCAACAUGGCUCUGAGGCGGAAAAAAAAAAUCGUCCAAUCGGAGGUACAGGAGAGAGAGAGAGAGAGAAGCGGCGUUGAUCGAAGGAUGGCGGUACUUUUCUUAUAUCGUACCUGAAGUCCCUAUAUAAGAAAAGUACCGCCAUCUACUCUUUCCUCCGCCGCCUCCUCUCCUAAAGCGCUUGCUUUUUCUUUACAUUUUGCUUGCGAAAGCCAAGUCGACGGUGGCGCACCUAGAAAGUCCACGUUGAAGCUUUCAGGCCGGGCGCGCGCCGCCGCCGGCGACUGCGGCUACGCAGAGGACUUUCUACAUGGCUCUGAGGCGGAAAAAAAGAAAAUAUAAAGAAGUGAAAAGCGCGCGCUAUCAUCGUCCAAUCGGAGAUACAGGAUAACACAGGAGAGAGCGAAGCGGCAUUUGUCAAAGGAUGGCGGUACUUAUAUAGGGACUUUAAUCGUACCCUCUGGGUAGCGUCACAUCGCGGCAACUCACUGAACUAAGGCGUACCAGCGGCUCCCAUUGCGGAGCGGGCGAUUGCACUGGCAUUGGAAAAAUAGAGGCGGCGUUGGUUUGAGCUAGGCGUUUGAAAACGGCCGACAAGCGGCACAAUACUGCAAAAUAAAGCGAAGGAUCGCAUAGAAAUGUAAAGAAAACGUGAACUCACGGGCAAAGGACUAGUGUCCCAGCAGGCUGUAGGCGCUAUAAGGCUUUCUUCCAAUGAUUCUGACAAACAAAACUUUAGGCAACGUUUUCUGAGCUUUUAAUUUCCGGGCAGUUGCUGUCACUCAUUCGCGCCGUUUUAAUGAAGGUAGAAUCGCUUUGUUUUUGUUUUUCCAUACAAGUCCUGAAGCAUUCAGCAGUACAAUAACGCUGUCCAUUUUUGUCUGCAUGUCAUAAGUAUUCUUAUACCUUUUGCAAACGUCAAUUGUAAGGCAAUAUACAUGUGUUUUUUUUUUUUCGUACGGUUACUGUGCAUUAAAAAAAUAGACCAAUCGCCUUAUAGCACAGACAUGGAUUUAUGAGAAUUACAGGGUGUGGGGCGAGAGCGUGCGCGGCCGCUCUGCCGGCUCUGCAAGGCCAGGCAACAGCCAGUGCCUGGCGCUACCGGCGUGCGGGCGCCUGCUUGCCGGGAACUCGGUUGUUCGUAUCAUCCGCCGCGGCACGAAAAACGGUUCGCAAAAUCCGAAAUCUAGCACGUUGUAAGCCAAUUGACUUGGUUCGGGACUUUUGAAGAGUUCGUAUCGGUCGUGAUCAUAUCACCGAGAUUCUAUUUAUUUGCAAACGCCUCGAGCGGUAUUUUUAAAAAGCUGACAGUAAUUUUAAAUUAAAGUCUUGUCACACUGGCAUUUCACAUGUAUCCAAAAUGUGAACACGAAAGAGGAAGGUUGUGCUGUUCUUGAAAUCAAGAGGCACAAUGGUUCAACAUGCAUUUUUCAAGUUUGCCACAUCACAAACAUGGUGCCAAAAAACGGAUGUGCGGGGGUGGGAAAGAACACCUAUUUUUUUGACCAGCUGUUAAUACUGCAAUUUUUUAUAUCACAUCGACAAAACUUUAAAAUGCAGUGUUUUUGUCGGAUAGAGCCACACUGUUGUGCCGAUUUUCAAAAGUUGAACUUUAUACAAAAGAAAAAAAAGUGUCAAAAAUUGAGAGGUUCCAUUGGUUGUAUGGAUGUUGCACGUUUUGACUAACUGAAUAAACUGAGUAUUACUGUGAA
Molecule: messenger RNA, 11498 nt
Organism: Dermacentor silvarum
Lineage: Eukaryota; Metazoa; Arthropoda; Arachnida; Ixodida; Ixodidae
Product: protein FAM102A
Exons: 8
Coding region: 230-1330 (366 amino acids)
Source: RefSeq, a predicted model, not a curated record